Molecule: messenger RNA, 949 nt
Organism: Vollenhovia emeryi
Lineage: Eukaryota; Metazoa; Arthropoda; Insecta; Hymenoptera; Formicidae
Exons: 1
Coding region: 44-823 (259 amino acids)
Source: RefSeq, a predicted model, not a curated record
AACAUGCGCGACAAACGAUUUCGAAAAAAAUUUGUACAAAUUAAUGAACAACGCGGUAUUCGGUAAAACAAUGGAAAACGUGCGGAAUCACGUCGACGUUAAACUUAUAACUAAAUGGGACGGUCGCUACGGUGCCGAGGCGAUGAUCUCCAAACCGAAUUUUCAUAGUCGCAGCAUUUUUUCCGAAAACUUAAUUGUCGUAGAGUUGCGAAAACUCGAGGUAAAAUUCAACAAGCCGAUCUACGUGGGUAUGUGCAUCCUCGACAUAUCCAAGAUCUGCUUGUAUGAAUUUCACCAUGAAUAUAUGCUACCCCUGUACAGAGACAAGUGUAAAAUUAUGUACACCGAUACGGACAGUCUCAUAUACCACGUCGAGUGCGAGGAUGUAUACGAGACUGUGAAACGCGAUAUACGCAGAUUCGACACGAGCGAUUAUCCAGAUGACAACGCGUAUGGUAUACCGCAUGCAAAUAAGAAAGUCCCCGGUCUCAUGAAAGAUGAGAAUAAUGGGGCAAUUAUGACCGAAUUCGUCGGACUCAGGGCGAAAAUGUAUGCUUUGAGAGUAGACGGUAAAAACGACGCGAAAAGGGCGAAGGGGGUUAAAAGCAACGUGGUAGCGCGAACAAUAACUUUUGACGAUUACACGCGAUGCUUGAGAGACGAGAUCGAGAUGACUCGUCGCCAGUCGUGCAUACGAUCGAAGCUACAUCAAGUCUACACCGUAUCCGAGACAAAAAUCGCCCUGAGUCCGCACGAUGAUAAACGAUACAUCGUGCCUGAUUCAACCGACACUUUGCCAUGGGGACAUUACUGGGUACUGUAACGUAUAAGCGUAAUGUAUAAUAUGUAACAUGUAAUCUAGUAUAAUGUACUGUAUAAUAUGUAACGUAGUGUAAUAUAGCGUACUAUACCAUUGGAUGUAAUAUUAAUUUUAAAAAAUAUCUUGUAA